This is a messenger RNA of Aegilops tauschii subsp. strangulata, 1113 nucleotides long. Its product is annotated as BTB/POZ and MATH domain-containing protein 1-like. NCBI's taxonomy places the organism in Eukaryota, Viridiplantae, Streptophyta, Magnoliopsida, Poales, Poaceae. Gene Ontology annotation, molecular function: protein binding. The record is from RefSeq and is a predicted model, not a curated record. Gene Ontology annotation, biological process: protein ubiquitination.
AUGAGCGUCGCCGGCUCACCCGACGCCGCCGGUACGCGGACCGUGUGCAUGGCGCUCAAGAUCCCGGCGACGACGGCCAGCGGGGACCGGAACCAGGCCUACAUCGCGGCCCGGAGGUUCGCCGUGCUCGGCUACGAGUGGCAGAUCGACUACCACCCCAACAGCCGCUACCCCUACCACCGCCGUAAAAGCUGGGUCAAGCUCCGCAUCAGCCUCGUUCGCACUCCCUCGCCGGACGCCGGCGCCGUCACGGCCGCCUUCACUUUCUGCCUGGUGGAUCCUAGCCGGACGCUCAGGCCCUUCCGGGAGGUGGCGGCCCAUUGCCCUGGGUUCAUCCAAGGGACAUCCCAGGAGGUCCUGCUCGUGUCCCGGGCCGCGCUGGAGGCUUCCGGCUACCUCGCGCGCGACGGCAACUGCUUCGUGCAGUGCAAGGCCGUGCUCUCCCGCGAGACGUACACGUAUGGUGGCGACGGAGCCGAGAUCGCCGCCCAUCCCCGUGACCUGGGCCAUGACCUUGGCGACCUCCUGCGGAGCCAGAAGGGCCCGGACGUCACCUUGUUCAUCGGCGCCGAGUCGUUCCGCGCGCACAGGUGCGUGCUCGCUGCGCGGUCGCUGGUCUUCGCGGCCGAGCUCGCCGGAAGCCUGAUGAACGACGCGCACGAGGUAAAGGACACGGACGCGGACGCCUUCCGGGCCCUGCUUUGCUUCAUCUACACGGACACGCUGCCGCCACAGCUCGAGCAGAUGGGCCGCUGGCCGGAGACCAGGAAGGAGGACCAGGAGGCGGUGUCGAUGGCGCGUCGUUUGCUCGAGGCCGCCGACCGGUACGGCGUGGAACGGCUCAAGGUUAUCUGCGAGGAGAAGGUGUGCGCCAGUGUUGGCGUGGGCACCGUGGCGACGGAUCUGGUCCUGGCGGAGCGGCGUGGAUACAAGAAGCUCAAGGCCAGGUGCAUGGAGUUCCUGGUGGCCAGCCCGGCGGACAUGCUCGCGGUGGCGGCGGCCGGGGGGUGUAAGCUUCUCGAGGCGACCUGCCCCUCGGUUUUGACUGAGAUCCUCACGGCUGUCGCCGCUAGGAGCUGCCAACUCGCACUGGGAGGUGGUGCACUUAGUUAG